AUGGCAGAUCGACCGACUUUACCUGACGGCUCGUCGCAGAAACACAAUGAGUUGUUCAAUAAACUACCCAACGACAAUGUGCGGCGUGGGUAUCUGUUGUACUACGGAGAAUACAAGGGCGGGAUCAAAGAGGCUGGUGUGCUUUCACGAGUAUGGAAUAAGAUAACAUCCGCGGCGCAACAGGAAUACAUCAACCGUGCCACAUCCGGGGCGGUCAGUCAUGCGUCAGAUGGCGAGAUUGAGAGCGGAGAAGAGUCGUCUAGGAAAAAUCCCCAAGAAGCGAUCAAUGGAGGCCGUAUGCAGGCAGAAUCGGGAGCCCGAGAAAACAAUGAUCGCGGCAUAGAAGAACCGUUGCAUGGAAUAGCGACACCUGCUGAGGCUGUCAACCCGGAACCAUCGAAUGAGACAGAAACGUCUGCUUACGAGCCUAGUGAUACCGAGAUCGCAAUAGCAAGGGUCGGUCUUACCGAAGCAGAUACUAGUAGAGCAGCACCUCCCCAGACCAGGAAAAGAGGCCGCGACGAAGAACAUGACAACGGAACGCAAGUAUGGCAAUGGUGCAAGACGCUGAUGGACUCUCGUACUAGAUUCAGUGGGUCCAGAGAGAUGCGCACAGUGGUAUGCUUGUACGUGCUCUGCGAUGAAACCGGUAGGAUAUUGAAAAGGAAGGUAUGCAAGAGGAUACGUUGUGGCUCGCAGAAAAUGGUGAAUUUUGUCGAAGAUGAGUACAAUAUCAGUCGACAACUGGAGCUUUGUGAUCAUUGCCAUCACAUCGAGGCAGCCUCUCAACAAGAAGGUACGCUGAACUAUCGCUUGUACUCUGAUUACGCCGAGCACGGAGAUCUGAGCAAACUUCUCAAAGUUUAUUACCAGGAAGAGAAUUUGGUCAAGCAAAUACCCGAGCAGUUUAUAUGGAUGGUGUUUCAUGCGCUGGCCGACGCCAUAUGUGCCCUGAACACGGGGUUGUGCGGAGAGACGGUGGACGAAGACAAGACGGCAGAAGGAGCAGAUAAUGGCCCAGAAUUCGGAAGGGAGGGACAAAAGACAAAGAAAGGAAAGCGAGGUGGAAACAAGCCAAGAAAGAAGUUCGCGAGCAGCAUGGUGCACUUGGAUGUCAAACCAGCGAACAUCUUUCUCAGUACCGCUAAAGAACCCUACCUAGCGUACCCAAAAACUCUCCUUGCUGACUACGAUGUCGUCAAGACGAUUUCACCAAGCACAGAUGCUUUGGAGGGUAGGAAAGAUUGGGGUACAAAAGGAUUCCAGGCUCCAGAAAUCAUAGUAGAGACAGCACAUGAUCAUGCUGUCAAUGCCAAAGCAGAUAUUUGGUCGCUUGGGAUGGUCAUCUGGAAACUGAUGCAUACUACGCUUGGAAAAGAGACGUCGGACCAGAUAUGCGAGGACUGCAUCAAAGCUUCGUUCCAAUUUGCAGAAGGCAAUACGUUCACAUCGACAGACAUUCCAGGUUACGAUGCAAUGUAUUCCAAUGCCUUGCACCAACUAGUAACCGAAUGUCUGCAGAUCAAUCCGGAGAAGCGACCAGGUUACGGAAUGUUGAGAAAGAAGGCAAAAGCGGAGUUCGAGAGAUCGCAGAGGCGGUUAGGCCCGGUCUUGUCGUGUGAUAAGAUGGGUAGUGAUAUUGCCGGUCACCUCCGGGUUCUCAGGAAAGAAGAGUUGGAGUAUAAACUAGGGGAUAUGUUUGUGGAGCCUUUGAGCAAGAGGAGAAAGACUCACGCGCCUGCGGAAUAA
Molecule: messenger RNA, 1749 nt
Organism: Alternaria arbusti
Lineage: Eukaryota; Fungi; Ascomycota; Dothideomycetes; Pleosporales; Pleosporaceae
Exons: 2
Coding region: 1-1749 (582 amino acids)
Biological process (GO): chromosome segregation; protein phosphorylation
Cellular component (GO): nucleus; cytoplasm; centrosome
Molecular function (GO): protein kinase activity; ATP binding
Source: RefSeq, a predicted model, not a curated record